Molecule: messenger RNA, 2187 nt
Organism: Trichoderma gamsii
Lineage: Eukaryota; Fungi; Ascomycota; Sordariomycetes; Hypocreales; Hypocreaceae
Exons: 1
Coding region: 1-2187 (728 amino acids)
Cellular component (GO): mating projection tip
Source: RefSeq, a predicted model, not a curated record
AUGGCAUUUCCUCGCACAGGCGACAACCUGUCGCAAUUUCCUGAUGUUCCCAACACUCUUCGAACCGAUUCGUCCAUCCCAUCAGCACCUCAACCAUCUAUCGAGCCGCGCGCAGAUACUGCUCCCUACAUUACGCCAUAUCUCAGCCUUCCAGCUCGUCUUUCCCAGAUAUGGAUCAACCGAUGGACGGUCCUCUUGAUUAUUCUCCUUGCACGUCUCGUUAUCCUGAUAGCUCAGCUACGGGAUAACAUUGCAAAUGCCGAAACACAGGCUCUUUCUUCCUGUACCAAAGUUGAAGAUGUGGGUAGUGCCAUGGCUUCAAUGCCCCAUUAUCUCUCCCAGGGAGUGAAUGAACUCGUCGGCACGGGGGUUGAAAAAGCUGUCCAUGGCAUGGUUGAGACGCUCGACCUCGUCAUCAGCGGCGUUGAAAACAUCAUCAUCUUCUACAUCAACUUCUUGACGGCCACAUACACCUGUCUCAUCACUGCUCUCAUACACGGUAGUAUUGAAAUAAUAGCCAAUGUCACCGAGGAUGCGACAAAGUCCUACAACAAGUUGAUCAACGGAACGGUAGGCGAGAUAAACAAACUCGCCACUUCUUUACAAGUCGGUAUCUCUAAUCUGACGUCUGGCAUUGAAGGCAGUAUAUUUGGCGGCUUGAUCUCAGAUAUUCCCAAAGUCAACUUUUCCAAGCCCCUCAAUAAGCUUCUGGACUUUAAGCUGAACACGACCAGUUUUGUCAGUGGUCUUCAACUCUUGGAUAAGGAUCUCCCUACGUUUGAAGACGUUCAAAACUUUACUGAAUCUGCCAUCUCCCUUCCCUUUGAAGCCCUACGCCACGCUCUGGACGACAAAUAUGGCAACUACACGUUCAACAAGACUGCCUUUCCUCUUGCCGAGAAGCAGCAGAUGACAUUCUGCUCCGAUAACGAUUCGCUCAACAAUAUCUUCGACCACUUGUUCAAGCUGGUGGCAAAAGCUAGAGUUGCCUUUAUCGUUGUCAUUUCCUUAGCGGCUGCAGGCGUCAUGGCUCCCAUGGCAUGGCUGGAGAUUCGCCGAUGGCGGCAGCAACGGAAUUACGCAAAGCUUGUCACUCAGAACGACCAAGAUCCCAUGGAUGCCGUCUACAUUGGUUCUCGGCCUUUUACUGCCACCUACGGUCUCCGAUUCACGAGCAAGAUGACCGGGAAGCAACGGAUCCUUGCUCGUUGGUGCAUUGCGUAUGCUACCUCCCCAGCUGCCUUAUUCGUCCUAUCACUCGCACUAUCUGGAUUCCUUGCGUGCAUCUUUCAAGCCAUUCUUCUAAAAGCAGUACAAAAAGAGACUCCUAAGCUGGCUCAAGAAGUUGGACAAUUUGCUGAAAAUGUUGUGGAUACUCUGCAGAAUGUCUCUCAGUCGUGGGCCGAUGGCGCCAACGGAGUCAUUGGAGGUCUCAACGACGACAUUAACCAUGACCUUCUCGACUACGUCAGCAACGCUACAGAAGCGGUCAACAAUACCAUCAACGUUUUCAUGGACAAGAUGGAAGAGAGCUUGGAAUUCGUUUUCAAUGGCACUCUUCUUUUGGGACCCAUCAAGUCGGUCUUACACUGUGUUAUUGGACUCAAGGUUGAGAGCGUUCAAAAGGGCCUUACAUUUGUCCACGACCACGCUCACGUUGAAUUCCCGCUAUUUCCCAACAAUACGUUUAGCGCGGGAGCAAACAGUUCUGUGGAUGGUGAUUCGGGCAUUGAUAGUUUCCUUGCCUCUCCGUCUGAUGCCACAACCAAUGAAAUAAGUGAAGCUGUCGGCCAUGUUACCAAGUGGCUCCAUAGCAACCUGGUACAUGAGGCCCUUCUGUCUACCGGCAUUUUUCUCACUUAUGUUAUCAUUGUCUUGAUCGGUGUGAUCCAAACCCUUAUAGGGAUGGCCACAAGCGAACGAGGCCGCGCGGAGGGAGGCAUCCGAUACCCAAGCAUGGAUGGCGGCGGCCAAAUGCGCUCUGAUGCGCCUGCAGAGCGUUCCUGGGCGCAGGACCCGCCACCGCCAUGGGAGCCGUCGACCUCCUCUUCCAGCAGUUCCGUUGGAAGUAGCGGAUCAGCACGGGACUCAUUUCAUGAGAAAUUCAUAUACGGUGCGGCGAGCCCAAUAAGACCGAAAAUGACUAAUAACCCAUACGACUAUCCGAAUGAAAAGACUGGGUUCUAA